CGUUGUGUGUGUGUUUCUCCACUAACUUUCAUUAACUACUGUACUUGACUUACUAGCGAAGACUUCUCUUUACCUCUUCCAUGUUCUUUCCAAUUCCAAUACAAACUCCAUCGUUUUAUUCUCCUUCUUCCUCUUCCUUUAAAAGCCUUGGUUGGCAAUUGCAGUAACAAGGUUGAAGUUGAAUUCAAUGGCUACUCUAUGGUUUCUCAAUUUGGCUCUCAAAUGCAUUCACCAUUUUGCAUGGCCUCUUCUUGCUCUGGGGUAUCCUAUGUGUGCUUCCGUACAAGCAAUUGAGACUGAUUCCAACAAGGAAAUGAGGAAUUUGAUCUCAUAUUGGAUACUUCUCUCAUUGUUAUACCUGUUUGAGUAUGCUUUUAUGAGACUUCUCCAAUGGUUUCAGUGCUGGCCUUACAUGAAGCUAAUGAUCAUCUUCUGGCUCAUCAUACCCGACUUCGGACGAGCUUCAAACGUGUAUAAUAACCUUAUUUGCUCAUGGAUCUCCAUGAAACCACAAACAGACAUAUGCAGAUGGAGGAAGUUUUUUGUCAAGAAAGAAAACUUUUUACUGCAAGAAGAGAAAUAUAUAAAAGAUAAUGGAACUGAAGCCUUGGAGAAAUUCAAUGCUAGCAAGGACACAACAGAUAAACCUGAUGCAGAAGCAACAAAUGCGAUUAGAGUUACUUGUAAUAAAGAAAUGCAACAGAUUGUGCAGAAAAAUGAAAAAAUGCUCCAAACAGAGCACAAAGACAUUAAAGAUUUGGAGGUCAUUGAGAAAAAAGAAAUUCCUGCUGGCAAGCAAGAUAUUCCUUCCUCACCUAACCUUGCAGCAAGCCAUAAUGCUUCAUCAACCAUGGUGGAAAAUAAAGGAAUAGGAGUGAAAGGCAGCGCCAGUGAAGAGUUUUCUCAGAGUUCAACACAUAAGGAAGUGCAAAAAGAGUGGACUUGCGCUUUGUGUCAGAUAAAAGCUUCGAGCGAGAAAAACUUGAAAUCCCACUUACAUGGGAAGAAACACUGGGAAACUUAUCAAGCUUUAAGAGCAAAGACUCGACCUGUGACUCAGAAGCUGAAAAUUGAUCUUCCCAAAGAGGAACAGAAACAGAAGAACAUCAUUACCAAUUAUCAGCUAAGUUACAAGACCAAUAAGGGAGAGAGUAUUGUUAACACUGGUUUGAAGGGAAACGAAGUCAUGGAUCAUAAUAAGGUGAAAGAAAUGCAAAAGAUCCUGUCUCAAUAUGCUAAGGUGAAAUAUUCCAAUUUUAGGUGUGAAGUCUGUAAUGUCUGCUGCACUAGUAAGGGUGACCUGGCCUCUCACUUAAAUGGGAGGAAGCACUUGGAAAAUAUUAUGGGGGUAGAUGAGCUUAGAGGUAGUUGAGUUUUCACUAUUGCUACAAAUGCUCGGGGUAGAAAAGUCUGUGUGUAGAUUGGUAGUUUAAUUGACAGUAGGGAGACUGCUUGAAAGUUGAAAGGAAUUUGGGGAACAGAACCUGUAUUACCUAGUAUUUAUUCUGGUAGUUGUUCUACCUUGUUCAGAGGGUUAAUGAAUAUAUCCUUCUCUAUGACAACUUUUUUUUAACUUCUAAGUCACUGCAUCGCAGGUUCUUUUGCUGGGGACAGUGAAUUGUUUGAACACUUCAUUCCCAUAUCUA
Messenger RNA from Lotus japonicus, 1646 nucleotides. RefSeq lists its product as uncharacterized. The coding region runs from base 188 to 1372 and encodes 394 amino acids. Gene Ontology annotation, molecular function: nucleic acid binding; zinc ion binding. The transcript has 7 exons. The record is from RefSeq and is a predicted model, not a curated record. Lineage: Eukaryota; Viridiplantae; Streptophyta; Magnoliopsida; Fabales; Fabaceae.